This is a messenger RNA of Agrilus planipennis (emerald ash borer), 1173 nucleotides long. RefSeq names its product glyceraldehyde-3-phosphate dehydrogenase 2-like. Lineage: Eukaryota; Metazoa; Arthropoda; Insecta; Coleoptera; Buprestidae. Gene Ontology annotation, molecular function: oxidoreductase activity, acting on the aldehyde or oxo group of donors, NAD or NADP as acceptor; NAD binding; NADP binding. The record is from RefSeq and is a predicted model, not a curated record. The transcript is spliced from 5 exons. Gene Ontology annotation, biological process: glucose metabolic process. Bases 90 to 1097 code for a protein of 335 amino acids.
UGAUUGAAUAUAUAAUUGUCAAACACAAAAUUUUGAAGUGGCACAAUAUAUUUUAACGUCAGUGCGUAUUGGAAAUUUAAAAUUUAAUCAUGGUCAAUAUUGGGAUCAAUGGAUUUGGGAGAAUAGGGCGUCACGUUCUUCGGGCAUGCAUUCGAAAAGGUCUCAAGGUGGUAGCUAUUAAUGAUCCCUAUUUAAAACCUGGUCACAUGGCGUACUUGUUCAAGUUUGAUUCGGUUCAUGGGAGAUGGGAGGGCGAGGUAAAAUGUAUGGACUGUUUUCUCGUAAUUGAUGAACAAAAAUUAUUCGUGACUAGCGAAAAGAACCCAAGCAAAAUCCCAUGGGCACAACUGGGCGUGGAAUACGUUGUGGAAGCAACAGGUGUCUUUACAUCUUGUGAGAAAGCUUCGAUGCACAUUGACGGUGGCGCAAGGAGAGUCAUCAUUACAGCCCCUUCUAGCGUGCCCACUUUUGUGGUGGGGGUCAAUCACGAUAAAUACGACACCGACAUGGACGUCAUAUCCACGGCCAGUUCCACCACCAACUGUCUGGCUCCACUGAUAAAAGUCAUGCACGAAAAUUUCGAAAUUAGCGACGGCCUUAUGAGUGCAAUUCACGCAAUGACCCCUAACCAGACAAUCGUCGACGGGCCGACGGGAAAAAGAUGGCGAGACGGCAGAGGGGGACUUCAAAACAUCGUUCCCACUUCUACAGGAGCGGCCAUAAGUAUCGGGCAGGUUUUUCCCGAUCUUCAAGGGAAAGUGACGGGAAUGGCUAUGAAAGUACCUGUUGCAGACGUUUCUGUCGUCGAUUUAACCGUUCGAUUGAAAAACAAUGCACCAUACGACGAAAUAAUGUGUAAAAUAAAAGAAGCCUGUGAUGGCUACCUGAAAGGAAUCAUGGGCUACACCGACCAUCAGGUGGUGUCAUCUGAUUUUAUAGGGGAUACUCGCUCCUGCAUCGUCGAUUGCAGAGCAGGAAUACCUUUGAAUUCGAAUUUUGUAAAAAUGGUAGCCUGGUACGACAACGAAUACGGAUAUGCCUGUCGAAUAAGCGAUAUGUUGGACUACAUGAGCAGCAGAGAAGCUUGCCCUUGCUAAGUAAAGAUCGAAAAGUGAAUUUGAUGUGUUUAAAUAUAUAUCAAAUAAUAAAGCAACGCAAAAUUGUUUGUCUUCA